AUGUACAUCUUUUACAUUCUUUAUAUCGUACUGCUGACUUUCGAAUAUUUAGAUUGUGGAAGGGUUCAUAAGAUUCCAGUUACCUUAAAUCAAAGAGAAAUACGUUACGCCGAAGGAGGAACUUGUAACAGCAAUCCAGUUAGUCCAAAUAAUUCAAAAAAAACUACAGAAAAAAGUAGUAACAUCGCGCAGAAAGCUGCACAGGAAGCUAAAGCUGCUUCAGAUGCACAGAAUAUUGCUGGUCAGCAAGCCGCACGUCAAGUGAAAACACAACUUGCUGAAAAAGCAGUACAGGCUGCAAAAGCUGCAGAAGAGGUGCUUACAGGGAAGAAAGUAAUAGUAGAUCAAUUACAAGAAGAAGUGAGGGAAGCACAAUCAGUUGUUCAAGAAGAGUCCGCAUCUAUGGAACAAGAACAAGCUAAUGUUAAUGCUGCUGUACAAGCAGCACGUCAGUCACAAGAUCAGUUGAAAACAUUAACACGCGCCAUGCAAACAGCUAAAGCGAAUGCAGCAAACGCGCAGGCUGCUGCGAACGGAGCGCAAAAAAGUUUACGAGAGAAAGAAGAAUUGGUAGAUGCGGCGAAAAGGCGGGUUGAAGAAUUAUCUAGUCAGUUGAAGAAUGCUAGACAAGAGCUUGCUAACACGAAUCGUGCGGCUGCUAGGGCAAGUGCUGCUGCUAGCGAAGCGAAAGCGAACGCUAGCAGGAACAAAAGACGAUUGGAGAACAUUCGAAAGAUGAGGACCAUGAAAAAAAGAUGCAUACAUGCUUAAAAAAGAACUAAUGAAGUAAUGACUCUGAAAAACUUAUAAUAAUAUUACAUCGAUUAAUUAGAUAUAAAUUUAUGCUAAAAUAUAAUAUUAGAAGUAAAUAGCAAACUUAUA
Apis laboriosa (Himalayan honeybee) is the source of this 882-nucleotide messenger RNA. Its product is annotated as restin homolog. Lineage: Eukaryota; Metazoa; Arthropoda; Insecta; Hymenoptera; Apidae. The transcript has 6 exons. Bases 1 to 771 code for a protein of 256 amino acids. The record is from RefSeq and is a predicted model, not a curated record.